UGGGGGGGGUUUGUUUGCCACUUCAAGUGUCAGGUAUCCUAAGUGAGAACGAUCCACACGACUUGCAACUAAAUAAUAAACUGCAUCCAAAGUGUCCAAAAUGAAAGUCGAGUAAAAACUACUCGGAAUAGUCGCUUAUUCCUUUAGCAUCAGAUGCUAUGAGCUGUUUUCCCAGCUUUUAUUUUUACAUCUUAUUUUCUAUUUUCCACACACUUUCCUCACAUCGUCUUCCCUACCUUAUGUUUUGCAUCCGGAUGGAAAGCAUUACCAUCUUUUGCCUUCCAUUUCCCUCUGGUAGAUAAUAUUUUUUCCUGUUAUUGCCGUGUCUUCACAUCCCCCUUUUGGCUUUUUUUUCCCUUCCCUUCCCUCUGGCAGAUAGUAUCGACAGUGACCUCGAGCUCUCCAUGGUACGUCAUCAACCCGAGGGUCUUGAGCAGCUCCAGGCGCAGACCCAGUUCACCAGGAAGGAGCUUCAGUCCCUUUACAGGGGCUUCAAAAAUGAAUGUCCCAGUGGGCUUGUGGAUGAAGAAACAUUCAAGACCAUUUACUCACAGUUCUUUCCUCAAGGAGAUGCCACCAUGUACGCACAUUUCUUGUUCAACGCCUUCGACAUGGACAGAAGCGGCGCCAUCCGAUUCGAGGACUUUGUGCUGGGCUUGUCCGUGCUGCUUCGAGGUUCGGUGACGGAGAAGCUGCGCUGGGCCUUCAAUCUCUAUGAUAUCAACAAGGACGGCUACAUCACUAAGGAGGACAUGUUGGCAAUCAUGACAUCCAUUUAUGACAUGAUGGGCAGGUACACCUUACCGAGUGUACGAGAAGAUUCCCCAUAUGAGCAUGUGGAGAAAUUCUUCCAGAAAAUGGAUCGGAACCGUGAUGGAGUGGUGACCAUGGAUGAAUUCAUAGACACCUGCCAGAAGGAUGAGAGUAUCAUGUCUUCCAUGCAACUCUUUGAAAACGUCAUCUAGCUUCAGGAGGAACUGGAAACGUCUUAGCGAUCACCGUAGGUCCCCACCCCCCUCAUAUAUUGGCCGUAGUAGCUGCAGAGAAUACUAGGUGCCAAUUAGAAGUCAGGUGUUUUUAGGGCAGAAGAACUUUACUUUUAUUUUCAAUUUUAUCUUUGACAACUAAAUGACACUUCUAAUUCAUGACAUCACAUAUGUCUGUAUGUGCCCUAUGAUUGACUGGCAACCAGUCCGAGGUGUUAAUCUAGCAGCGUAAGAAUAUGUGGUCAAGCCGAACAAGAAGGCACACUCAGUGAUUACCUUACUUAUGUUCAUUUGUUUGUUUUGUAUGUAUGGCUUACAAAUUAUUUCCUGUAAUUGUGACUUCACUACUGCAUGAGGGUAGUUUAGUGAGUCGGUAAAUACAAAUUCAGGUUACAUCACCAUUGUAGGAACAGAAUCCCAUCGUAAACCCAGGUCACCAUGUACUGAUUAGUUGGAGAGGAGUUUUUGCCCUGUUGGGUUUUUUUUUCUUCGUCACAUUGCCGUCUGGUGCCAUCUACCUCUUGCAUUUAAUAUGGAUGUAAUCAAAGUUUUUUUUUUUGUCUCUUUGUUUUCGCACUGAUUUGUUGUUUUGCAUCUCAAGCUGCAUAAAUAAAUGUGUGUAGACUUAUUUGAGAUCAAAUCACUCUCUUCCCUAGUGCACAACACAGAAUCGUAUGUUCAUUUUUACAAUCAAGUAAUUAGAGCUAAAAAUGAAUACAACUGAUCUUUAUGCAGUCUUUGUUGUGACAAAGGGGCUUCACAUGAUGACAUGAACAAGUGUGUGUCUGUCGCCAGUUUCCCCUCAGAGGCAAGAUGAUAGAUAUUAAGGAACACUGCCAAUAAAAGGGGUGGGGGGGGGCACAGACUAGUGUUUUAUUGAACAGAAAUGUCUGUUAACAAUCAACUCUGUUGUUUUACAUCCUGUAUGCAGCAAAACAUGCCGUGCAAACGCAGCUCUGAUUCAUGAAGUCAUGGUUGUCUGCUGUGUUCUGUAAGAUGAAUCAUAGGCCCUGAAGCCACUCAAGACUUCCUUGUGAUUAUGAAGAGAGAAUAUCAAACAACCAGCAAGUGGUCUUUUUUCAGUGGGUGGAUAUGGAGUAGGAAAGCUAGCUAGCUAAUUUAAUGAGCAACACUUACAUAAUUUUAUACAAAGUUUUCCAUUUUAAUCAGCGUGCAUGUUUUUUUUUUUUCCGAGUUUCCUUGGGAAAGGUUUUGUCCUUGAACAACUUAACGAAGACCACAUUUUACAGUCUGCUCUUGGGAAAUAUAUAGGAAAUUGUGGAACAUGGGGCACGGUUCAAAGAUGUUUAUGGUAUAUAGUACAUUGCUUUGUCAAGUGAAAAGGAAUGUUUUCUAAGUCACACAACAGAAGUGCCAAAUUCACUUUACAGGGUCUUUUUAAUCCUAAUCGUCAUGUGUAAUUAUCAG
Molecule: messenger RNA, 2414 nt
Organism: Hippocampus comes (tiger tail seahorse)
Lineage: Eukaryota; Metazoa; Chordata; Actinopteri; Syngnathiformes; Syngnathidae
Product: calsenilin-like
Exons: 7
Coding region: 405-965 (186 amino acids)
Biological process (GO): regulation of potassium ion transmembrane transport; negative regulation of transcription by RNA polymerase II
Cellular component (GO): voltage-gated potassium channel complex; nucleus
Molecular function (GO): RNA polymerase II cis-regulatory region sequence-specific DNA binding; calcium ion binding; potassium channel regulator activity
Source: RefSeq, a predicted model, not a curated record